CAAUAAGGUUCGGGCAGCCAAGGUGGAGGAUGGGAGGGGAAUGGAACUGUCCCAGCUCCUCCGUGAGAUCAGGGCAAAGUAUGAAACGCUCAUCACCAGAAAUCAGAUAAAGACCAUCAUCUCAGCAAGGACCCAGGUAAUGACUUCAUGCAGACAUACACCUUCCAGAGUAAGGAGACAAGCCUUGUCUGUACAAUUCCUCCCUCGGCCUCUAUGAGUAUAUAUAUAUAUAUAUCCCCUGUAGCUAGAAGCAGCUACAGUUAAAAGAAUGGACAAAGAUGCAGAAGCGUUAAAGGCAGCCAGAGCAGAACUCUGUGAAGCCAGGCGGCAGUGGCACCAUAUGCAGAUCGAAAUUGAAUCUCUCCAUGCUGUGGAAAAGGGUUUGGAGCGUUCAUUGCGUGCCACAGAGCAGCAGUACCACAUGCAACUACAGAAUUUAGAAGCUGAGAUUGAAUGUUUAGAGAAAGAGCUACAGGAAGUGAGAAGAGGUAUUGAGAAGCAGCUUCGAGAGCAUGAAAUUCUCCUGAACACUAGGAUGAAACUGGAGGAGGAAAUAGCAACGUACCGCAGUCUGCUUGAACAGGAAGAGAGCAGGUAUCGUUGCUCUAUACCUAAUCAAAAGGAUGACAAAAAGCCUACCACUAGCAAGAUUACCUUUAUGCUGCCUUCAAAUGGUGUAAAGAAGCAUGAAACUGAGAAGGUGGAAUUGAUGACAAAACAAGCAGUCCUAGAUGGAAAUAUUAUGAAGGAAAGUGCUGAAGCUCAUGGCACUAUACAAACAGAAAAAGUGGAUGAAGUUAUUAAAGAAUGGGAAGGUUCUUUCUUUAAGGACAACCCACGCUUAAGGAAAAAAUCAGUUUCACUGCGCUUUGAUCUCCACCUAGCAGCAACCGAUGAAGGAUGUUUGCACACUAAACAGAAAACUCUUCCAGACAUUGAAGUCAGGCUGGUAAUGAGGAGGUCGUGCAGUAUCCCUUCUAUCAAACCUUAACCUACAGCAAACUAACCCAAAGUUCAUCCUUAACGGGCUCUGGAAAUAAACUGUAGAUGGACUUAUACGGCCUCCUUCUGUCUUGCCACAGCUAUGAAAUCUUACUAAGUACUUUAACACAACAAAAACAUACAAGUCUCUUAAAAGAAAGGGAGAAGAGCAAGGGAGUUAAGAUUCCAAGAAACCUAACUUCUACUAGUUUUAUACUCUGGGUACAGUCCUUUCAUUUUCUCAUUAUUGUUGUUGUUUUGUAGUAUUUCUCCAAAUAUUAAAAAAUUAAACUAUGACUUUAUACUUUGACAUAUUCUGUCUUUGUAAGAGAGAACUUGUUUUCUCCUUCUGGAAAUGAGAACUGCAUAUUUCAUUCUCUUAUUCAAUAUUGCAUAUGUACAAUGACUAAUGAAACCUUGCAAUAAUUUAUAUCACAACUGUCAUAUUUGAAAUAUAUUUUAAAACACUUUCUAAUAGCAAAAAAUUACAUGCAAUGAUGUUCUUAAACUAUUCACAACAUGUUCUUUUAAAAGUAGCUGGUAUUUUAAAAUAUUUUUAGACAAUAACUGAGCAAAAAUUUCUUUCCCUUAUCACACAGACAUUUCUUAAAAGUGUUGUUGCAAACAAAUAUUUUAGCCAUAUUGUUCCACUGACUUUCAAGCAGUAAUUUCUAUCAAAAACCAAUCAUUAUCUUAUUGGUCCAUGACCAUCUGUACUAUGACUUUCUUAACUAUAUCAAGUAAAAUUAUACCCCUUAACUGUUCAAAAAUAAGGAGUCAAACAACAUUUAUUUUUUUUUAAUACUGGUAUUUCAUUCAUUUUUGUGUGCUACAACAACAUGAAUUAAAAUAUCUUCAACAAAUUCCUGUUUGGAAAAUCUUUUAGGUAAAUUGUGCUUUUGAUCUCGUACAUAUAGCAAAUCAGUAAUACACUGGGAUACAACUACUAUGGCUACAAUUGAACGGACAAAGCAAGGGCUACUUAUUCAAAGUAAAAUUCUACCAAACCCAUUAAGUACCCCCUACUACUACUCGAAGUAGCUAAGGACACGUACAAAGUGCAGUAGAUGAUCUUGCAUCUGUACACAGAAAAAACAGAAAUACAAACUCAAACAUACCUUAUGACAUUAUGAGACAAAUUUUAUUAAAAAUAAAUAAUGGUAUUAAUGUAAGAACGUUUGUUUUCAAGGAUCUGUAAGAGGUAUGGACGUCACAAGCUCUCACUGACACCAUUAGGAUUGCAGGGGCUCAAAAUCCACAAAAAACAUACACAGUAUUCGCAGGAUCCACAGCAUGUAAGAUUUAAUUUGUCAGUAAUUGCCCUGUUACUUACGGCAUGUGUUAAAAAACUGAUACUGCAAAUUCCUCCACUGUUAAGUUAUGCUUCUAUCUUCUGUUAAUGGUAAGAACAAUGCAUUUAUAUUGUCCAUGGUUCUAUACCUACUGUAUAAAGCUGGCUAAUUAUCAUUAACCUUAAAACUAAUCUGGUGUUGUUAAUACUUGAGUAUUUGGCAUCCUGAAUGUAACAGCCUGCCCUAGUACUUUCACUAUGCAGCAUUUUUUUUGUGCUUAUAAUAUGUACAUUUUACGAUACUUGAAUUUAAACUAAGUUUUAAUUGCUUUCAGGCACUUUAAACAGGGAUACAAAUUUACCAAAGUAAAUGAUAGUAAAAUAAUAAAAAUAGUAAUAAAACUGAGUUUGCCCAUGCA
Molecule: messenger RNA, 2691 nt
Organism: Anas platyrhynchos (mallard)
Lineage: Eukaryota; Metazoa; Chordata; Aves; Anseriformes; Anatidae
Source: RefSeq, a predicted model, not a curated record